AUGUCAUCAUCAUCAAUAAUCUCAGUAUUAUUCUCAUCAUCUUCACUAAUGAAACGAACCACCACCACAACCAAACCUAAAACUCCAUCAUUAUCACUCCCUAUUUCGGCUCUUUUCCCAAAUACUAACAAUAUACCCGAAUUCCCCUUCAAACCCAAACCCGAACCUCCUUCCUUUCCAAAAGAGAAUCCCGUCCCUCCAAACCGUCAACCCGAAUUCAACCCUACUGUUCCACCUGAAAUAGUUACUCAACCAUCACGGUUUAAUCCGUUUCCGGAUCCGACUCCGACUCCAAACCCCAAACCGGAUGGUCCUAAACCACCGCUUUCUCCUCCGGGACAAGACAUGCCGUUCCCCAAACCGGAUGUAGUACCGCCUACGCCGCCGGAUGUUGUUCCUCCGCGGCCUCCUGGACCGGAUAUUGUUCCGCCGCCAUCGACUCCACCGCCACCGACAGGACCUACUAUUAUUCUGUAG
Messenger RNA from Cicer arietinum (chickpea), 477 nucleotides. The record is from RefSeq and is a predicted model, not a curated record. NCBI's taxonomy places the organism in Eukaryota, Viridiplantae, Streptophyta, Magnoliopsida, Fabales, Fabaceae.